Molecule: messenger RNA, 1431 nt
Organism: Rosa chinensis
Lineage: Eukaryota; Viridiplantae; Streptophyta; Magnoliopsida; Rosales; Rosaceae
Product: disease resistance protein RPP2B-like
Exons: 4
Coding region: 1-1431 (476 amino acids)
Source: RefSeq, a predicted model, not a curated record
AUGGGAAGGGAAAUAGUUUGUGAAGAGUCCCCUAAAGAGCCAAGCAAACGUAGUAGAUUAUGGUCACAUGAAGACAUACACAAUGUGCUGAAGAAAAAUGAGGGAACAGAAGCAAUUCAAGGCAUGGUAAUGGAUUUGCCGGAAUUAGAAAUGGCUCAUUGGCACCCAGAAGCCUUCUCAAAUUUGUCUCAACUUAUUCUUCUCCAUAUUCGUAAUGUGAAUCUCUCGAAGAGCCUCACUUGUCUGCAAGGCAGCGAAGAUCUUAGGUGCUUGGUUGUCAAUUUUGGCGAGAGAAAGAAGAAGGAUGACGAGAGACUGAGAGAGUGUUUGGAGAAGUUGAAGCUCAUCAAACUCUGCCAUUCCCAUAACAUUGUCAAAACGCCAGACUUCACGGGCGUUCAAAAUCUUGUGACUUUAGAUCUUGAAGGAUGUAUAAAUCUGACCCGAGUUCAUCAAUCCCUUGGAUUUCUCAAGAGGCUGGUUGUCCUGAAUCUUAAAGACUGCAAAAGUCUUGAGAGCCUGCCAGGUAAAAUCGAAUCACAGUCUCUUGAAACUUUUAUUCUUUCUAGCUGCUCAAAGGUUAAGAAGAUCCCUGAGUUUGCUGAGAAUAUGAAACAUUUGUCGACGCUUUGUCUCAAGAAGACUGCCAUAAAUGAACUACCUUCCUCGAUUGAAUACCUCAGUGGCCUUGCUUCUUUGGAUCUAAGCAACUGCAUAAACCUUGUUUCACUUCCGAGCACAAUUAAUACGUUGAAGUCUCUUAAAAAGCUUAAUCUUUCUGGAUGCUUGAAACUUGGCCAAAGCCAUGCAAGUGUAACAGAAUGGAACGAUAUUCUAACACAUGGUUGUGAAGUGGUUUGGGAAUAUUUCUCAUGGUCCUUGUCUUCUGUAUGGAUGCAAAGCGACAAUACAGAGCCAACGAGUAUGCCGUUGUCUUUAUCUGAUCUGUGUAGCUCUACAGAGCAAAGAAUGAACAGAUCACUGAGCAAGCGGUUGCCUUUAUUUGGUCUUUGUAAUUUAACAGAUCUAAACCUAAGUAACUGCAAUCUUGGUGACACAGCAUUUGCCAACAACUUCAGAUGCUUUCCCUCUUUACUGGCAUUAAAUCUCAGUGGAAAUAAUUUUUCUAAGCUUCCCCCAGGCAUCAGAUCAUGUUUGAAACUAGAGAAGAUUAACUUGGAGAACUGCAUGAAUCUUCAAGAGUUGUCAGGCCUUCCUUCAAAUAGUACAUUGGAUAUAAGAGCAGAUGGUUGUUCUUCACUGGAAAUGUUGCUUCAUGCAUUCAAUUUUGAUAGAUUGAACAUAUCAUAUUUGAAUUUCAUCAACUGCUUCAAAAUAAAGGACAAUCAAGGCUGCAAUAGCAUAUCAUUUGAAAUACUGAAGUUAUUCCUUUGCCAUGUACUUCUAUCUCUUCUUUGUAGGCCGGUGUGA